CACCUCUCCGGGUUCUUCAGUGAGCAUCUACGGUUGAGAGAAGCAAAACUUGUCUUGUGGUUAUUUUGAGUGGAAAUUUUUUUUUCCUUCCUCGCGAAAAAAAAUGAUCAAGUCUUUGGCAGCGUUUCUGUUGGUGGCAGCAGUGUGCCACGCGGCGCCCGACAAGCGCCCGCAGCAGUACAGACCGGCGCCACCGCCGCAGCAGUACGCGGCGCCCAAGCCGCGCUACCAGCAACCCGCGCAGGCCGCCUACGUCGCCGCCCCACAGGAAAACAACUACGGAUACGCCCCAGCCCCGUCAUCCUACAACAAGAAGCCCGUUGCCAUCCUGUCCCAGGACUUCAAGCUCGACGAUUACGGCUACAAAUACAAUAAGGAGGCCGGAAAGUGUGUUGUUGAACUGACCAACGAGGCGGGAAGAUCACGAAAUCUGCGAUCGCAACUCCGGGUUUCGUCGAUGGAC
Molecule: messenger RNA, 463 nt
Organism: Notodromas monacha
Lineage: Eukaryota; Metazoa; Arthropoda; Ostracoda; Podocopida; Cyprididae
Source: the annotation of a GenBank genome assembly